Aquila chrysaetos chrysaetos is the source of this 7540-nucleotide messenger RNA. RefSeq names its product Janus kinase and microtubule interacting protein 3 (gene JAKMIP3). Gene Ontology annotation, molecular function: kinase binding; microtubule binding. NCBI's taxonomy places the organism in Eukaryota, Metazoa, Chordata, Aves, Accipitriformes, Accipitridae. The record is from RefSeq and is a predicted model, not a curated record. Bases 695 to 3373 code for a protein of 892 amino acids. The transcript is spliced from 29 exons.
GCACUCAGCUGCAAGCUGCAGUGACACUGCAAUGGCUGAGGGGCGGCUGCUGGAUCUUCGCAAUGAGAUCAUUCUCCCCGGAGGGAGCAGGAUUUACAGUGCAUCACCCAGCAACUGCAGCCUUCUUGUGAAAUUCAUCUUUAGCUUCUCCUCAGUUAGGCUGGUCUGAUUCUUCACUUUGGGGGUGUGUACAUGGAACAGCCUACAGGUUUUAAAAUGAAGUGCACUGCAUACAAGGAAUGGUACUAUCCUCAGGUAAAGCAGACAAGCAGUGUGCAUCAUGACGGAGCAUGCCUGUGAGGGACUGUCUUUCCAUCUGAGAUCAUGCUGGAGGGCUCACACUUGAUUCCAUGAGAUUUUGGACCUCCAGCCCCUACCAGGACUGCCCUCGUCAAGCAGAUGUUUGUGGGAGAGGAAUGGUGUUAGUCCCCAGCACUGUCGCCUUCGCUGCCCUGAACUGUUAAGCCUCUUUACUUGUGCUUGGACAGGGAGUAGUGCUGCUCUGUUGUGGUUUUGUCUGAGUCAUGAUGAAUAAACCAAUGCAUUGAAGGUCAUCGUCCAAAAAGAUUGUUAUCCACAUUAAUAAGGCAAGUAAGAAAAUGUAGUGGGACGGAGGCAAGGACGAGAAGCCCCAAGCGAGCGCUGGGACGAGGGCCUCCGGGCUGGACUCCCCUCUCUGCCGCGCGGCCUCAUCAUGUCCAAGAAGGGCACCAGCAGCCGAGCUAGGGGGGAGAAGCUGGACGCCUUGGCUGCCUUGCAGGCUGCCAAUGAAGAGCUCAGGGCCAAGCUCACCGACAUCCAAAUAGAGCUCCAGCAAGAAAAGAGUAAGGUCAGCAAGUUGGAAAGAGAGAAAAAUCAGGAAGUUAAGCAGAUCAAAGAACACGAACAACAUAAAAGUACAGUGGUGGUAACAGAGCUCAAAGUCAAACUUCAUGAAGAGAAAAUGAAGGAACUCCAAGCUGUUCGAGAAGCACUUUUGAGACAGCACGAAGCUGAACUACUUAGAGUAAUAAAAAUUAAAGAUAAUGAAAUCCAGAGACUACAGACCCUUCUCAAUGCUGUACGCGAUGGGGCUCCUGACAAGGUGAAAACGGUGCUGCUCACAGAGGCAAAAGAGGAGGCCAAGAAGGGGUUUGAAGUUGAGAAAAUAAAAAUGCAGCAAGAAAUUUCAGAGCUGAAGGGGGCUAAGAAACAAGUGGAAGAGGCUUUAACUAUGGUCAUCCAGGCUGACAAAAUUAAAGCAGCGGAGAUAAGGAGUGUGUAUCACCUGCAUCAAGAGGAAAUCAGCAGAAUUAAGAGGGAGUGUGAGAGAGAAAUUCGUAGACUGAUGGAGGAGAUUAAGUUUAAAGACAGAGCAGUCUACGUGCUGGAGAGAGAGUUAGGGGUUCAAGCCGGGCAUGCUCAGAGACUGCAGCUCCAAAAGGAGGCUUUAGAUGAACAACUUUCCCAGAUCAAAGAGUCUGAUCGGCAUCUGAGCAGCCCCAAGCGGGAACUUCCUUAUGCAAGUGGUGCAGGAGACGCUUCAGAUCAUUCAGGAAGCCCCGAACAGCAGUUGGAUGAAAAGGAUGCCCGGCGUUUCCAACUUAAAAUCGCUGAGCUGAGUGCCAUCAUCAGAAAGCUGGAGGAUCGGAACGCUCUGCUGUCGGAGGAGAGAAAUGAGCUGUUAAAACGUCUUAGAGAAGCUGAAAGUCAGUAUAAGCCCAUUUUGGACAAAAAUAAACGCCUUAGUAGGAAGAAUGAAGAAUUGUCACAUGCCUUACGUCGAAUGGAAAAUAAAUUAAAAUUUGUAACACAAGAAAAUAUAGCAAUGAGGCAAAGAGCGGGAACAAUAAGGAGACCGAGCUCUUUAAAUGACCUUGACCACAGCCAGGAAGAAAGAGAAGUUGAUUUCCUGAGACUGCAAGUUAUUGAACAGCAAAAUAUCAUUGAUGAACUCUCCAAGACCCUGGAAACUGCUGGCUAUGUGAAGAGUGUCAUGGAACGUGAUAAGCUGUUAAGGUAUAGGAAGCAAAGGAAAAAAAUGACAAGAAUUCCUAAGAAGCCGGUUGUGGAGACGUUUUUUGGCUACGAUGAAGAAGCUUCCUUGGAGUCUGAUGGUUCCUCUAUCUCAUAUCAAACUGACCGGACGGAUCAAACCCCUUGCACUCCUGAAGAUGACUUGGAAGAGGGCAUGGCCAAGGAAGAGACAGAACUGCGGUUUCGGCAGCUGACGAUGGAGUACCAGGCUCUGCAACGAGCAUACGCCCUAUUGCAAGAACAGGUCGGAGGAACAUUGGAUGCAGAACGAGAAGUUAAGACACGUGAGCAGCUCCAAGCAGAAAUACACCGGUCUCAGGCUCAGAUAGAAGACCUGGAGAAGGCCCUUGCUGAGCAGGGACAGGACAUGAAGUGGAUUGAGGAGAAGCAAGCAUUGUACAGAAGAAAUCAAGAACUGGUAGAAAAGAUAAAACAAAUGGAAGCCGAGGAAGCUCGCUUAAAACAUGAUGUCCAGGAUGUUAAGGAUCAAAACGAGCUCCUGGAGUUCAGGAUCUUGGAGCUUGAAGAGAGAGAAAGACGAUCGCCUGCCAUCAACUUCCAUCACGGCCCUUUUACAGAGGGGAAAAGCCCUCUCCAAGUCUACUGCGAGGCAGAAGGUGUAACAGACAUAGUAGUAGCAGAGCUGAUGAAAAAAUUGGACAUUUUAGGGGAUAACGCCGUAAGUAAUCUGACCAACGAAGAGCAAGUAGUUGUCAUACAAGCAAGGACAGUUCUCACGUUGGCUGAAAAGUGGCUACAGCAGAUAGAAGUGACGGAGUCUGCGCUGCAGCAGAAGAUGCUGGACCUUGAGAAUGAAAAGGAGCUGUUCAGCAAGCAAAAGGGCUACCUGGAUGAUGAGCUCGACUUCAGGAAACAGUCCUUGGACCAAGCUCACAAGCAAAUUCUGGAAUUAGAAGCCAUGCUCUAUGAUGCCCUGCAGCAAGAAGCUGGAGCCAAAAUUUCCGAACUUCUUUCAGAAGAGGAGAAAGAGAAACUGAAGAGCGCCGUAGAGCAAUGGAAGCGGCAGGUCAUGAGUGAGCUCCGGGAAAGGGACGCCCAAAUCCUGCGAGAAAGGAUGGAGCUCAUUCAACACGCACAGCAGAGAAUUAAAGAGCUAGAAGAAAGAAUUGAAGGCCAAAAAAGACAAAUAAAAGAGUUAGAGGAAAAGCUUUCAUUCUUUGGUCAUAGUCCUUCAGGCCAUAUGCAAAAGCCUACUGAGGAAGCUACAGUUGCUUCUACUGUUAUCAACAGGAAGACAGCAUUGAUUACCAAGACAGAAAAAGAGACAUUGCCAUUUCAAAACCCCCAAAUAUCUCUUAUAUUUUGCUACUGGCGAUGGAAGAUGCAAUCUUUCUGACCCUUUCAGACUGAAGCUGAACUAGGGUAUGUGGAAAAUUCUGCACAGGUGAUGUCUGCACCACUGUAAUAUCUGACUGAGCAUUUUGAAAAGCUAGAACUAAGCUGACAAAGAAGAAAGCCAAAAAACCCCUCCCUCUCCUACAGCCACAGGCUCCUUCCCGGAGUCCUGGCUCUGCUGCUUGAACUAACUUUCAGUGGAAGUUCUGGCUCUGCUGCUUGAAAUAGCUCUCAGCUUUACGUAAGGAGCGGUAUACUAAUUCAGAUAAACUGAAUAUAUUUUGGUUCCCUGCUAAGCAGGUAGUAAAUUGCUUCUCUGUAGAAGUGACCGUGUCCUGUUUUAUAUGUCACGCAUUUAUAUUUGUUAUUCAUAGUUGUUUAAAAAUCAGUCUUGAAAGAAGAUUUUAGGAAGAGUUCCAGAGGAGUAACUCAUGAAAAGAUAGAUGUGAAUGAAAAUGAAGUGUUUUGUUCCAAGGUAUUUCUUCAUAACACAGGGUAUGUCCGAUGGUUUGUUGAAUAUCCCGCAAGCCCAGUUUUAGGGAAAAAUGUGAAGCUAUGUUCAGGAAAUCAAGUUGUAAUUUUUUGGGGAGUUUUCAGUAGACCAUGGCCCACAGCACAAUGAGAAAAAUGGCACAAUAAUUUAUAAUUUGCUGUCCCUGAACAAUGACAAAAGGCUUAACAUUGUCCCAGCAAAAAGUUCGACCUGGAAAAGAGUGAACAUAAACCACAUUAUCCCUGAUCCAUACACUCUGGGCUGGGGGAGGCAGCAAGAGGGAACAGAUUUUAUCACCUUAAUUCAAGGGAGCACAAGUACUGCAGAACUCAAGCCCAGGAGGCUGGCGCAGGAGCAGGGAAGGAAAAUGGAUCCUCUAGAAAAACAGGUGAAAGAGGGAAAAUCCAGAAGAAAUCCCACAGUGUGAUUCACCAUAUGGGAACUGCAGCCAAGCACACAAACCUGAGGCUGUCGGGGAAGGCCAAGAACAAGUUCCUGUCUGCAGCUUUCCACAGCUGUGGUGCAGUGAAGGUCCCCAAGGCACAGGAUGCGGUGGAGGAUCUGCCCAUCCCUUGGAAGCAUGAGGCAGAAAGCAAAACGAGAGCUCCUGACAGUGAUACUGCAUGUGGAUCUAGUGGGAAAGGAAAGGGAAAACAAAGAGGAAGCCUAGCCCAUUUUUUCUUAACACGGAAAUGAAAUUCCACCUUUGUAUUCUCAGCAUGGAUGAUAACUGGGAAGACAGGAGAGCAUUCGCAUUCACAGGUACGAGUGACAAAGCUUGUGGUUUCCCAGGUGAGGGUGGGAUCCAGCCCCAAGGCCUGCAGCGUUUGUGCGAGGGCUCUCUGGAACUGUGGUUUCCUGUAGCAUAUGAUAAGGGACCCAGGAGACAGAUUUAUUGGCCCACCUACAUCUUGCAGAGGGCAGCUGGGUUCCAGGCAUGUUCAAGUUUCGCAGACGAUCAAGAGCCUCAGGCUUGUACCUGCAGGCUCUUGGUCGGGAGAGAGGGGUGGUCUGCUUUAGAAACACCUCCAGCAUCUCUUGCCCUCCCUGCAGUGCCCAGGGUGCCCGAAGGACUGGCCAGCAAUGCCACCGCGCAGCACCAGGCUGGGACCAGCACCAGUACGAGCCCAGGCUCACGAAAAGUGUUCAGCUGACGGGUGCUGGGGACUGAAGCCACCAGCUCAGCUUUCUGAAAAAAAAUCCCUUUGGCAGGAGCUUGCAUGGUCAGAGAAUGAUAACUGUGAUCCUUUUAAAAUAAGCAAACGUCAGCCCUCCAGACAGUGCCCCAGACAGCAUUUAAGUGACAUUUGAAAUGGCAGUGGACAUGAUCUUCAGUACCUCCACCGCUUCCAAAACUUGUGCUGAGUUUAUAAAGCUAUGAAGAAAAUCCCUUGAUACUGAAAUUCUAAAAACUCUCCAGAUACUUGUACGUCAGUCAUCUGUUUUAAACCGGACAGUGUAAACAGCAAAGGGAGCUAAACUACAAAAAUGUAAGAAAACAGAUUGUUCAGAAAAGCGUUAUAUUUGUACUGAAGUAAUAUGACAUUUCAAAUCAAAGGUUAUGGAUUUUGAUAUCAGCAUAUGAUUAUAUUAUAAAAGUAAUUUUAACAAAUUCCAAUCCUACCAGACAAAAAUACCAAUAGUGGGGUUACACUGAUGAGCUACAUUUUUACGUUAGCAUUUCAUGCUUAAAACACAUGUCCAUUCUGAGUUCUACUUAAAUACACUUAAAGUCUUAAAAUAUUUUAUUUAGUUGGAAGAACUGCAAACAACAGUUGAGGUAACUGUCUGCAGUCUAAGGCAUUACUGAACUCUCGCUGGAAAUCUGCAGGAACGUGCUGUGCUGGCAUCUCUGAAACGCCUUAAGGGAAAGGCCUGAAGAUGCAGCCCUGCCGUCCCGGGGGAGCACGGGAGUCGGGGAGCUGCUGGGGUGUGGAUGUGCGCGGUACCCGGUGCACUGCUGGGGACUGGGAACGGUGACGACGAGCGCGUUCGGAAGUGGUUUGGAUCCGUUUCAUCGCUGUUUACUCAGGCCGUGCUUUUGCACAUGGUGUGUAUGUGUCUGGAAUUUCAGUUCCAUUUCCCAUUAAUUAGACUUUCUUAAUCAUGUUUUUUUUUAAUUGAAAAGCUAACUGUACAGGACAGGCACACGUGUAAAUAAGGGAUUAUGCUUAUGUACAUGUUAAUAUUUAUAUGUAAAAAGAUAUGUACAUAGGAAAGAAAAAAAUGGCUCCAAGAAUGUUUUCAAAACUGUUUUUCUUACAAAUGCACAGACAGGAACGUUACAUUAAUGUGCUCCUUAAUUUCAACAUAAGGGUCUCCACUCAAUUUUCAGUCACUUUGCGUUUGAUCCCACUGGUGUUUUGUACGAUGAGUUUGUACAAUGAGUCCUUGACCGUGGCACGGAGCCGUUCUGGAGACAGUGCCACCCUUCAUCUGUGAGACGAGCUGUGUCAGAUCUCGUUUGCUGUUUUCUCACCUCUAGGUUGUGCGCAUCUUUUAAAAACACAGUCUCAAAGCCACAGGACCGUGGCAGGGGUGGGCAUCACCCUGAUCUGGGGCUUUCUCCUGCAGCCCCUCCGUCCCUCGGUGCAGGUGUAACACAGCAGCGGAAAGGUGGGGUUUGCAGCCCGGGGAGGGACCCCAGCCCUUCUCAGGCUGGCGAGUGCUGGCUCCUCGGGCCAGCAGCCCUAACUCAGGGGCUGCCAACCACUCUAGUUUCUCACCCGUAAGCAUCUUUUAUAAAUUCCCCAGAUGUCCUUCAAAUAACGACACGACAGGGGCCAGAUAAACCAAGUGCAUCAUGAGGUGCGUUACUGAUGCGGCACGAUCGCUACAUUUCGCCUGCAAGAAACGUUAGCUGUGUGUGUGUCGGCGCGUUAGCUCAGACAGGCAGAGUUUCUGAAGGAGCACCGAAGCGGUCAGGAUGCUCCCUGCCCGCGUCCCGCUGCCGUGGUACGGGCCGGCUGCUGCCUGCGCAGAGCAACACGUCUAAACUGAAAUCCAUUGGAACUGCAGCUUGCUUUGUCGACAGCCGUGCGUUGUGUGUUUCAGGCCUGUACUUCUCGCUCAAGCUGUUGGAGGACUGUGGCUAUUCUUUAAAGUAUUCUGCUUUAGUAAUAUCUGUAGCCUUCAGUGUAUCCUCGAGUGCCUUACACAGCUUGGGAACAAAACUCCUGACCAUGAAGACAAAAUGCCCCCGGGGGUCCCCCUGGGGGGAUGGAGGCCAGCUCCCUUUGCACCCCGAAUGCCGCCACCACCUCGCGACAGGCAGCGGGCGUUAGCACAGAAAUGGAUUUAGUUUAGACUCAGGAAAUUGUAUUGUGAAUAUGUGUAUCAAACCCUGUACUUAUGUAUUGUACAUUUUAUAAAAAGGAACUAUUGUAAACUUAUGCAAAACGUAAACCAGAGAAAAUGUUUUUUUCCAAUGGCCAGCGUGCCGUGACUUGUGCGCUCUAAUAUAACCCUGACGACCGUACCCUAAAUACGUAAUGUUUGGUUCAGUGCUGAAACAGUAAUUGACAGGCCUAAAAUAGGGCUGGAUUGAUCAAUUACAGAAUUUUACACAUAUUUUUGUAUUGUGAUUCAUAUGAUAUAUAUCGAGAGACUUUCUAUUCAUUUGUAAAAUACAUAAAUUAUUGUAAGCUUUUAAUAAAAAGAUCUGUUUUAAACCUU